This is a messenger RNA of Onychostoma macrolepis, 1177 nucleotides long. RefSeq lists its product as uncharacterized. The transcript has 8 exons. Bases 63 to 1040 code for a protein of 325 amino acids. The record is from RefSeq and is a predicted model, not a curated record. Gene Ontology annotation, biological process: T cell activation; positive regulation of ERK1 and ERK2 cascade; interleukin-15-mediated signaling pathway. NCBI's taxonomy places the organism in Eukaryota, Metazoa, Chordata, Actinopteri, Cypriniformes, Cyprinidae. Gene Ontology annotation, molecular function: protein tyrosine kinase binding; MHC class II protein binding. Gene Ontology annotation, cellular component: external side of plasma membrane; membrane raft.
GAUGAUGUUUAAAUAAAGAGCUGUAAAUAUAGAAUGAAAAGAAAGACGGACAGAAACAGAAAAUGUCUGAUAAGAGUCACAUGUGUCUGCUGGGACUGAUCACUCUCUCUGCACUUCUCUCAGAUACCAGUGGAGCAGAAGUGACUCAUGUGUUCUGCAGUUCUGGUGAAAAUGUCUGUCUGUCCUGUAAUAAUGCUCUUUCUGGCUGCACAUCAACUACAUGGAACUAUGACAGACGUUCAGAGACAGUUGAACUGAUUGCUGGAGGAAUAAAGAAGACAUACACAGAGACACAUGAGAGACUGAGUCUGGACUCUGACUGCUCUCUGAACAUCAAGAAAGUCACAAAAGAAGAUCGUGGAUUGUACUCCUGCCGACAAUAUGUGAAUGGAGAACAAAAAGGAACUGAUGCACGUGUUUAUCUGCAUGUUCUUCACGUCUCUUCAUCAUCCUCACAGUCUGAGAUCAGAUCAGGCCGCUCUGUGACUCUCUCCUGUCAGUUAUAUAAUGAUCGAGUCUCUUGUGAUACUUUGGUUCGUUCUGAGGGAAUUGAUCUGAUCUGGGUGAAUCAGGCUGGUGUGAAUCUGCAGACAGACUCCAGAUUUCAGAUAUUCUCCUCAGAACAGUGUCUCAUCUCUCUGACUACAACACUCCUGAAUGAAGAUCACAACAGAGAGUGGAGAUGUCAGGUUACACAGAGAAACCAGCUGAAGACCUCAGCCACAUAUACUGUCAAGUAUUCAGCUCCGACCGAAACAAAGUCACCGUCUCCAGUCACCAGCUCUACAUCAGCUGCAGCUCCUACACAACCAGGUCUAAAGGAUUCAGUCAGCAGCUCAAACUCAACACAAGAUACAGCUGUCAUAUCAGAAACUGUAGUCUGUGCUGGAUCAUUAAUCAGAGUGAUUGUGAUUAUUGUUGAGAUCGCAGUGUUUGCUGCUCCUACUGUGAUUCUUCUUCAGAUCAUCUGUGUGAGAAGAGCUGGAAGGAAGACCUCUCACCACCCGACGGAAAUAGAGAUGUCUACAGUAUUACAAUGAAACACCUUCUAUAAACAUCAUAUAAAGAUUACAGCAAGAUUUAUUUUAAUGUUUAUGGAUAUUAUAGAUAUUUGAAUACAGCUCUGAAUGUCAUUUUCCAGUACUGCGUACUGUACAGACUGCUUUAAUAUGAUAUU